Merops nubicus (carmine bee-eater) is the source of this 1516-nucleotide messenger RNA. RefSeq names its product polymerase (DNA directed), epsilon 2, accessory subunit (gene POLE2). The transcript is spliced from 18 exons. Gene Ontology annotation, biological process: DNA-templated DNA replication; error-prone translesion synthesis. Gene Ontology annotation, molecular function: DNA binding. Lineage: Eukaryota; Metazoa; Chordata; Aves; Coraciiformes; Meropidae. The annotation marks the transcript as partial. Gene Ontology annotation, cellular component: epsilon DNA polymerase complex. The record is from RefSeq and is a predicted model, not a curated record.
GGAUGCUCUGAAGUACCUCACUGAAGCUCUUCAGUCCAUCAAUGAGGUAGAACUGGACAAUGUAAUUGAAAAUGUCAUCGAUGCUGUUGAAAAACAAUCCUUGUCCUGUAACAUGAUUGAACAAUCCACAGUGGAAGCAGCCGUCCAGGAAUGCAGCCAGGGGUCAGAUGAGACUGUAGAAAACGUUUUCAACAUUAUUGGAGCCUUUGAUAUCCCACGUUAUAUUUAUAAUUCAGAAAGAAAGAAGUUUAUACCCCUGUCAAUGACCAAUUUGCCUGUACCCAGUUUAUUUGGAACUGCCAGGGAUAAAGCAGAGCUGUUUCGUGAGCGCUACUCCAUCUUACAGCAGAGGACUCACAGACAUGAGUUGUUCACUCCUUCACCAGCCGUUGCUCAUCCUGAUGACAGUAAGAGCAAAUUCCAGCUUAAAACAGUAGAAACUCUCUUGGGCAAUACAGCUAAAGUGGGAGAAGUGAUUGUGCUUGGGAUGAUAACUCAGCUUAAGGAGGGGAAAUUUUUCCUAGAAGACCCUACAGGAGUCGUCCAGCUUGACCUUAGCAAAGCCCAGUUCCACAGUGGUUUAUAUACUGAGUCCUCCUUUGUUUUGGCAGAAGGUUGGUAUGAAGAUGAAGUGUUUCAUGUGAACGCUUUUGGAUUUCCACCUACUGAGCCUUCUGCUACCACUAGGGCCUUCUAUGGGAAUAUAAACUUCUUUGGAGGGCCUUCUUCAGCUUCAGUAAAGGCUUCUGCAAAACUAAAGCAGCUGGAGGAUGAAAAUGAAGAUGCCAUGUUUGUGUUUCUUUCUGAUGUGUGGCUGGACCAAGCAGAAGUUCUGGAGAAGCUUCACACAAUGUUUUCAGGUUAUUCCUCUGCACCUCCAACCUGCUUUUUCUUUUGUGGGAAUUUUUCAUCUGCACCAUAUGGAAAAGGUCAAAUUCAGUCACUGAAAGGUUCCUUGAAGGCUCUUGCAGAUAUUAUAUGUGAAUAUCCCAGCAUUCAUAAAAGCAGUCGAUUUGUGUUCAUCCCUGGCCCUGAAGACCCUGGUCCUGGUUCUAUUUUACCAAGACCUCCCCUGGCUGAAAAUAUUACUGAGGAAUUCAGGCAGCUGGUGCCAUUUUCAGUUUUCACCACAAAUCCUUGCAGGAUUCAAUAUUGCACCCAAGAAAUCAUUCUCUUCCGUGAAGAUCUGGUGAACAAGAUGUGCAGGAACUGCGUCCGCUUCCCUGGCAGCAACAUGGACAUUCCCAGCCACUUUGUAAAGACAAUAUUAUCCCAGGGGCACCUGACGCCGCUCCCCCUGUACGUGAGCCCUGUGUACUGGGCCUACGACUACUCCCUGAGGGUCUACCCCCUGCCAGACAUCCUCAUCAUUGCAGACAAGUACGACCCCUUCACUGUCACCAACACCGACUGCCUGUGCAUAAACCCUGGUUCAUUUCCAAGGAGUGGAUUUUCAUUCAAAGUAUACUACCCCUCCAACAGGACAGUUGAAGACAGCAAGCUUCAGGGUCUCUGA